Lineus longissimus is the source of this 3031-nucleotide messenger RNA. Its product is annotated as T-cell leukemia homeobox protein 3-like. Gene Ontology annotation, cellular component: nucleus. Lineage: Eukaryota; Metazoa; Nemertea; Pilidiophora; Heteronemertea; Lineidae. The record is from RefSeq and is a predicted model, not a curated record. Gene Ontology annotation, molecular function: DNA-binding transcription factor activity, RNA polymerase II-specific; RNA polymerase II cis-regulatory region sequence-specific DNA binding. Bases 149 to 1021 code for a protein of 290 amino acids. Gene Ontology annotation, biological process: animal organ development; regulation of transcription by RNA polymerase II. The transcript is spliced from 3 exons.
CAUCCGUGGUUGAGGCUGCGAAGUAUUUAAGGAUCAUUUAAGGCCAGUUUCUUCGAUUCUUAACAAAGUUUGGAUAACUUUUAUUCACUUGAACGGACUGGGGAGAUCUUUACAGUGCGCAGUGCGGGGACGUGCGGGAUUCAAGAGCAUGGAGCAGAGCCGCUUCGAUACCCGGGCGGGGGACAGGAGUCGGUCCCCCAGCCCCCAGUCACCCAGAAGACAAGACUCCCGUGGGGAAUCUAUAGGGAAAAGUGAUAAACUCUCUUUUGGAAUCAACGCAAUAUUAUCAGACUCCGUAGGACCCAAAUACAGCUCCAGUCAAAGUUUAGGCAGCCAUAACUUAUGCUAUAUAGACAGUGCCAGUGGGUCCUCGCCUUCGGUGUCACCAACUUUAACAUCCGUCUCUUCCAAAUUCCCUCCGAUGUCCCUCAGCGCCCUGCCGUACAGCUUGACUGUGAAUGGUGUGCUAAGGGUGCCAGCCCACAGGCCUCCGCCCCUGGGCAUGUCGGUUCCUUAUGGACACACGUUAAUGUUCCCGUGGAUGGAAGCAAGGAGGGAUAGGCUCACAGUCACAAGACGCAUUGGACACCCGUACCAAAACCGGACGCCCCCAAAACGGAAAAAGCCGCGGACCUCUUUCUCGCGGCUGCAGAUCGUUGAACUGGAGAAGCGCUUCCACCGCCAGAAGUACUUGGCCUCCGCCGAGAGGUCUGCCCUCGCCAAGGCCCUGAAAAUGACGGACGCACAGGUCAAGACGUGGUUCCAGAACAGACGGACAAAGUGGAGGCGUCAAACAGCAGAGGAGAGGGAGGCGGAGCGCCAGGCGGCGAACCGUUUCAUGAUGAGCUUACAAGCGGAGGCGAGCAAGUCUAUCUACGACGCCAGGGACCCCCUAGUCAUGAGCAAUGCUUCCCUACACGCCCUGCAGAACCUGCAGCCCUGGGCCUCGGAGGAGGAGGCAAGACAGGCGGCGGAGAAUGCCGAGAAGAACGCUUACCUUAAUUCGCCCACCAUGGUCUAGCUCGGCCGGGACCAUGGUCUAGCUAGGGGACUUGGGGGCGGCGGGGGUACGGUACGGUCCUGCUCGGGAAGACUGUCUCGGUGCAGUCGCUUCGAGGGCGGGCCGAGUGCAUGAAUGGGUCUGGCUUUUGCGGUGGUGUUCGGAUCUGAAGAGUAUCCUGUUGUUUACAGUUGCCUUCGAGGCAAACCUGGGUGACCGAGAUUCCGCCGAGAGGACUCUGAAAACUAUUCUUAUCCACAGCCUCAAAUAUGUUCUCAUCAGUGGUUUGUCCAAUAGUCAACGUAUGGAUUAUAGUAUGCAGUCCUGUGCAUUCUGCGCUAUACAUGUAUAAAGACCAAGUUCAGAGCAUUAAGGCGUAUUUUGUAUUCUGCUAUAUCCGGUUCUGUUUUCUUUAUCGUCUCAGACCCAGAACCGCCUAUCAAUAGAGCCAUUACUAGAUUUGAACCAGAGGUAGUAAAACGAAGUACGCCAAUGGUUAUGAUUUGAUAUUUUACACAGUGUGCUAUCUAUAUUCUGGUCAAUUCAUUCUGAACCAUCAUAGUUACUCGGUCCAUUACGACCCCUCAUACAACGGCGUCCGGGUCGGCGAAGUGGAUCUCAAGAUGGGGCGAUUGGGUGAUGUAUCUCUUGCAGCCCAUACGAGGUUCAACGCUUAGGGUAUCAUGGCGUGUACGGCCGGGUUUACAUAAAGCUACACGGUAGACGAACACGCCGGCGAACAAGAGGUGUCAUGGUCAUGAACCCUGAGUGAAGCAUUGUUCUCCGGUGUAUCCGUACACCGUGUUGCUCUAUGUAAACCAAUCCUUAGAGACACACGUAUUUCCGUUAAACAGACAAACCUCGAGAGGCAGAAAUGGCUUUUUUCAGCUUCCGCAUCUUUCGGAGAUUGAUGGGCCUACUUGAUUAAACGGUCCGUUCAUUUUCUCGAACUACAAACCAACUCAAGUGAAGUAUAACAUUUACAUGGUUUUAACCUUGUAUCAUUUCACCUAUGUUUUUUUGCUAGUUUCAUCUUUCAUCUGGUGGGUAGUUGAAAGCAACAUUAACAAACUGCUAACCAUAAACAUCAAUUAACAUCUCUUAAAAUGAACGCUGGCUUUUCGCAUGUGGUCGCAUUAUGCAGGAAUCAUUAUACUGCAACUGCAAAUUUUUCGCGGGAGGUUAGUCUUUGUGGUUUUGGCGAGAAAUAUCAAUUCACAUAAAUUAAAAUCGUGAAAAUUUAUUUAUUUCAUCGGAAAAGACAAGAAAUUUGAACUUCGUUGUCCAACAAUAGAAAUAUGAAAAUGUUAUUUGCUUGUAAAUCUUGAACAAUAAUAAUAUCAUAAAAAAUUUGCAUUUUUUACAGUAGUUUGUCUGCCAAAUAUAGUAUCUUUUUGUACUACUUUGAAAAUGUUGAUAUUUAAUCGUGGGUGACCUCGUUAUAUAGUGAAAAAAAUUUGUUUUGAACAACCAGACCCUGUUCUGCUGGACUUAGUUUGAGGGUUCAUGUCCCUGAUGAUGGGGGAACGGGGGGGGGGGGGCAUUUUCAGUUAUUAUUCAUCGUACUCGUUAUCCACACACAGUAUUCCAUCCAGAAGGUCUAUUCCCCAAGGACGAGUCACUAAAUACAUUCUACCCGUUGUCUUAUUCAACAUCUAUCUUUUAAAGCGUGUUGUUUUUAUCUGUCUUGACACUCGGACCGAUUCACAGGCCAGAUUAAUUCCGCACGUCAACUCUGAUAAAACAAGUAAUUAAUUAAGCGGCCUCAAUGGCGGCAGGAAGGAAAAACUACCCCGGGCUCGUGUCAACGCAUCAAUUUGAUUGGAUCAUCGUGUUUCGGUCACGUGGUUUCCGGAGGUCGUCUGUGGAUGAGAAACUAGCGGCAGUAUUUUUGGUUUCCGUUAGAGUUUUUUGGUAAAUUUCCAAUUUCAAAGUGGGUAGAAUAAUAGAAGGCGAGUGCAGACCAUAUGCAUAUGCAUGUGUAAUUCAUGUUAAAGAGAGUCUUGAGCUCCGAACAAAGUUUUUUGUCGA